AUGUCUCGCAAGGUUGAUCAAUUGCCGAUGCCGGCAGAGGCUCGAAAAAUGAAGGUCAUUGUAGCCAGUCCUAGCCGAUCCGGUACCCUGGGUCUCUAUAGAGCAAUGCAAAUUCUGGGGUUCAAACCAUAUCAUCUCUAUGAGUGCAUUGCCGUUCACGGCUUGCCACACAUGCAGGUUUUCAACGAGGCAAUCGUAGCCCAGUAUAAUCGAAUAGCUGGGGUCAAGAAAUUCACUCAGAGCGAUUUUGAGAACUGGCUCGGGGACUAUGAUUGUCUCAUCGAGGUGCCGAGCUAUAUGGGAAUGGAUCUAAUUCAAGCAUAUCUGAAGGAUCCCGAUGUGAAGUUUAUCCUCACUGAACGAGAUCCAGACAAGUGGGUGGCCUCGGUCAACAACACGGCAGGGGGCGUGGCCAACAUGGCACGGCAGUUUCCGUUUUCGAUCCUCAAAUAUUUUGAUGCCACGCUUCACGAGUUUCUCUAUCUGAAUGAAAUCGCUUAUCGGGCUCUAUCCGGUUGCACACUGCUCGAUGGCCCAGAUAACAGGGAGAACCUCCGUCAGUACUACAUUGACUACAUCAAAAUGGCAAAAGAGACAAUUCCCUCAGACCGUCUAUGUCUUAUUCAACUCGAGGACGGUCUCGAUUGGGAAAGUAUCUGUCCUUUUCUUGGUCUUCCAGUUCCAGAGGAGCCUUACCCCGAUCGCAACGAACCUGAGAAGUUUCAGGCUAUGGUCCAAAACUUCCUUCAGCCCAAGAUUAUGUCUUCAAUUAUGAGACUCAGCGCCGUGGCUAUGCCAGUAGUGGGCAUUCUUGGAUGGGCUGCUGUCAGAUAUGCACGGUUUUUUGUGGCUUGA
Molecule: messenger RNA, 855 nt
Organism: Penicillium canescens
Lineage: Eukaryota; Fungi; Ascomycota; Eurotiomycetes; Eurotiales; Aspergillaceae
Product: sulfotransferase family protein
Exons: 4
Coding region: 1-855 (284 amino acids)
Source: RefSeq, a predicted model, not a curated record